This is a messenger RNA of Cornus florida, 1594 nucleotides long. Its product is annotated as trihelix transcription factor ASIL1. The transcript has 2 exons. Bases 350 to 1354 code for a protein of 334 amino acids. Gene Ontology annotation, molecular function: transcription cis-regulatory region binding. NCBI's taxonomy places the organism in Eukaryota, Viridiplantae, Streptophyta, Magnoliopsida, Cornales, Cornaceae. The record is from RefSeq and is a predicted model, not a curated record. Gene Ontology annotation, cellular component: nucleus.
UCUCUCUCUCUCUCUCUCUGAGUUGCCCACUUAAAUCGGAUCACCCAUAUUUUCUCUCUCUAGGGUUUUUCUCUCUCUAAAUGCUACCUAUAGUAGUAGUACUCUCUCUUUAGUAGAGGCCACUAGUGCUACUAACCUUUUUAUUUUCUCCCUCUAAAUGCUAGUGGCUCUCUCUUUCUCUCUCUCUCUCUAUGCUUUACCACAUAAUGCCACUACUCUAAAAUGCUAGUGGCUUUCUCUCUUUUUCUCUCUCUCCAAACACAUUUCAUCAUGCUUUUAACCUCUUGAGGUCUUCUCUCAUUUCAUGUUAGCAGCUAAAAACUAGGGAGAGGUUUUAUAAUGAGGAGAGAUGGAUAAAGAAACUAACCAAGAAACCCCAUCUCUCCUCUCCGUCAAAGAUGAAACUCCUAAAAAACAACCACCACCACCGGGCGGCGGCGGCGGCGGCGGCGGCGGCGGCGGCAGCUGUGAUAGAUUGAAAAGAGAUGAAUGGAGUGAAGGGGCGGUUUCGAGCCUACUUGAGGCCUAUGAAUCCAAGUGGAUACUAAGAAAUAGAGCAAAAUUAAAGGGGCAUGAUUGGGAAGAUGUCGCAAAGUAUGUGUCUUCACGUGCGAAUUGUAGUAAGUCGCCUAAGACGCAGACGCAAUGCAAGAACAAGAUCGAGUCCAUGAAGAAGCGGUACCGGUCCGAGUCCGCCACCGCCGACUCCUCGUCGUGGCCGCUCUUCCCCCGGCUUGAUCUUUUGCUGCGUGGAAGUGGCCCUCCACCACCACAGCCACUGCCACAGCCACCGCCACCGCCGCCUGUGGCCGUGAUCAAUCCUCCUUUGGUGCUACUUGAACCGGCACAGCCACCGCAACCACCGCCACCGCCUCCAGCUCCUCCUCCUCCUCCUACUCCUCUGCAUCUUGGAAUCACACAAAACUCGCAUGGAUCAAAUGGUGUUGAACGUGGACCUAAGGAAGAUGGGGUUGAUACUAAAUUGUCCGAUCAUUUAUCAGACAAAAAUGCCAUUGAGACGGACAGUAGCACACCAGGCCUGUAUAGCGAUAAGGAGAAGAUGAAGUCGAGAAAUCUAAGGAUGAGAAUGGAGAAGAAGAAGCGACGGAGAAGGGAGGACAGGGACGUAGCAGAGAGCAUCCGGUGGCUGGCAGAAGUAGUGGUGAGGUCAGAGCAAGCAAGGAUGGACACAAUGAGAGAGCUGGAGAGGAUGAGAGCCGAGGCAGAGGCCAAGAGAGGUGAAAUGGAUCUCAAGAGAACAGAGAUCAUUGCUAACACUCAGUUGGAGAUUGCUAGGCUCUUUGCUGGUGCUGGCAAAGGCAUUGAUUCUUCAUUGAGAAUUGGAAGAAAUUAAGACUAGUAUAAAGAAAAUUAUGAUAUAUAUAUAUAUAUAUAUAUGUAGACACUUAUGUACUAGUUAACUUUGAAGAAGUGGAAGAGCUCUUGGAGGUGAAAGAGUGAGUGAGAGCUGUUUUAAUUAACUUCUUAUAGGCUACUUGUUUAAAGAGUUAUUGUAGGAAAAAUAACUAUCUCUACCUUGUUGCAGUGUUGUCUACUUCACAAACAAUGCAGAGAGGUGUUACAUAUAUAGUUA